CGACCGCAUCCCCUCAAGACUCCCCCACGAUGGUCAACCUUCGCUCUCAAAAGAGGCUCGCCGCCUCCGUCGCUGGCGUCGGCAAGCGCAAAAUCUGGCUCGACCCCAACGAGCAGGCCGAGAUCGGCAAUGCCAACUCCCGCUCCCACAUCAAGAAGCUCUUCAAGGACGGUCACAUCCUUGCCAAGCAGACAAAUGUCCACUCCCGCGCCCGCACCCUCGAGCUCCUCGCCGCUAAGCGCAAGGGCAGGCACACCGGUGUCGGAAAGCGAAAGGGUACGAACGAGGCCAGGAUGCCGUCCAAGGUGCUCUGGAUGAGGAGACAGCGUGUGCUCAGGCGGUUGCUGAGGAAGUACAGAGAGGCUGGCAAAAUCGACAAGCAUCUCUACCACUCGCUCUACCAGAAGUCCAAGGGUAACGUCUUCAAGAACAAGCGUGUCCUCAUGGAAUACAUUCACAAGGCCAAGGCCGAGAAGAGCCGGACAAAGGUCCUCACCGACCAGAUGGAGGCUCGCCGUGUCAAGAACAAGGCUGCCCGCGAGCGUCGUGCGGCCCGUGUUCUGGAGAAGAGGCAGGGGAUCAUCGCAGUGGAGCACGAGGAGGCCAAGGAGUAAAUAUGAACACACACCACCCUCCCAUCUUCAUAUUCUCCUCUUCUUCCUCUCUGGUCUUUGCGUCGUCGUCCCCGUCCGCUCUCCUGUAUCCAUCGCCCGCCUGCACUCACACGAUUACCACAUAUGCUGCAUGCCACUUUCUCUCCGUUUCGCCGUCGAAGAUAUAAGAUCGCACGCCUUCCAUGCUCGCAUGUACUCCUUUAUUUGCAUAAGAAUGCUUUCUUUUGCGCCCU
Molecule: messenger RNA, 847 nt
Organism: Stereum hirsutum FP-91666 SS1
Lineage: Eukaryota; Fungi; Basidiomycota; Agaricomycetes; Russulales; Stereaceae
Exons: 4
Coding region: 30-614 (194 amino acids)
Biological process (GO): translation
Cellular component (GO): cytosolic large ribosomal subunit; ribosome
Molecular function (GO): structural constituent of ribosome; RNA binding
Source: RefSeq, a predicted model, not a curated record